Messenger RNA from Aureococcus anophagefferens, 1713 nucleotides. RefSeq lists its product as hypothetical. Gene Ontology annotation, biological process: chloride transmembrane transport. Gene Ontology annotation, molecular function: chloride channel activity. Bases 1 to 1713 code for a protein of 570 amino acids. Lineage: Eukaryota; Pelagophyceae; Pelagomonadales; Pelagomonadaceae. The record is from RefSeq and is a predicted model, not a curated record. The transcript has 3 exons.
AUGUCCAUCAUCAAGUUCCCGUCGUCGGACAACGGCGCGAAUUUGGUGCUCGAGCAGCUCGUCGACAACGAGAUCAUCGAGGCCGCGUACCCGCUCCACGACCCCAACGAGAACGGCCAGCUCCAGGCCAAGUGGCUCGUGUAUUGGGCCUGGCCCUGGGAGCAGCCCUUCGUGCGCAUCAAGGACUACUACGGCGAGAAGGUGGGCCUCUACUUCGUGUUUUUGGGCCACUACACGACGGCGGUGAUCAUCGCGGCGGUCGUCGGCUUCGCGUUCUACAUCGUCACCAUCGUCCAGGACCCGAACUCGCCGGCGAUCCCGGGCUUCUGCGUCUUCAUGAGUUUGUGGGCGACGUUCUUCAUCGAGUUCUGGAAGCGCAAGCAGAGCCGCUACGCGAUGAUGUGGGGCAUGGUCGGCAUCGAGGAGGCCGAGGAGGAGCGGCCCGCGUUCUACGACUCGGACCUCGUCGUGGACAUCAACUCGCCCAUCGACGGCGAGGAGGUCAAGUACUUCCCGCCGGCGAUCUACAACCAGCGCACGCUCACGUCCUGGGCCAUCAUCCUCACGUCGUCGACGUCCGUCAUCUGCGCCGUCGUCGGCAUCUUCUUCCUCAAGUCCAUCCUCGCCAACUGGGGCAUCCCGAAGCUCGCCGUGGACCUGUCCGCGUCCAUGGCCGGCUGGAUCACGUCCGGCGCGAACGCGGUGCAGAUCUUCGCGCUCGAGUCGUUCUUCAACGAGCUCGCGGUCUGGCUCAACGACUACGAGUGCCACCGCACGGACACGACCUACACGGACAAGCUCACGGAGAAGAUCUUCAUCUUCCAGUUCAUCAACUCGUUCACGUCCUACCUCUACAUCGCGUUCUUCAAGCAGCUCCAGGCCAACUCCAUCACGUUCCAGCCCGUGCGGCCGGGCAACUACUCCUGCGUGACGUCCUGCAUGAACGAGCUGCGCAUCCAGCUCGCGGCCAUCUUUUUAUCGAAGGUCAUCAUCGCGAACGUCAAGGACAUCGCCGAGCGCGUCGUCCGCGAGGUGUCGCCCGCGGAGCGCGAGCUCGCGCUCGAGGAGUACCACGUCAUGAUGGGCACGUUCGGCGACUACCGCGACCUCAUCAUCAUCUACGGCUACACCGUGCUCUUCGUGGCGGCCUUCCCCCUCGCGCCGCUCAUGGCCCUCGUCAACUCCUACGCGCAGAUCCGCGCGGACGCGUGGAAGAUCUCCAUCCGGUCCCGGCGGCCGUGGCCGAGCAACGCCGAGGACAUCGGCUCCUGGGCCGACAUCAUCGAGCUCAUGUCCUACAUCGCCGUCUUCACCAACUCCAUCAUCAUCGUCUACACGGGCGAGUUCCUCGACUUCUACCCGAACUCGCACCGCCUCGUCGUCUUCAUCAUGCUCUACCACGCGCUCAUCGUCUUCAAGCUCAUCCUCGCCAUCGUCAUCGACGACAUCCCCGCGGACGUCCAGAUCCAGAUCGACCGCCAGAACUUCACGGAGGACAAGCUCAUCAAGCAGCAGAUCGACGACGUCAUCGAGGUCGACGAGGACGGGCCCGACAACGCCGACGACAACGCGCCCGACGUCACCAUCUUCGACAAGGACGACUCCGUCGUCUACCUCGACUACCCGGGCUACGAGAACUACGCCAAGGAGAAGAACCUCGAGAUGCGCGAGUUCAAGAAGUCCCAGUCCCUCGCCUCCACGGCCCUCAUGUGA